GUGACCCGCCAAUCUUUGGUCUAGGCUGCUUGGGAAAAUCUAUUAUGGUGCUAGGCGGGAGGGGUGAAGCGUUUUAUUUUUCACAUGUGACUUAGGUACUAGUCGCGCGGCGUUCUCUGCACCGUCGUAUAUUCUAUAUAAAAAUCCAGACUCGUUAAACUAAAUCCCCUUUGUCCUCUUCCUGGAUUAUUUGUGGGUUAUUAGCAAAUGAAAUUCCGCCAUUCUCCCCUUUCGGUGAAAUGGUUUCUUUCUUCUCUACUGCUUCUGUGUGUCUGUGUAUGGGUGCUGCCGGGAUUUACAAUCUGGGGAGGAGCUGCACCUUCCUGUCACCUGUCACCGCUGUUUAUUUACAUCUGCCUGGGAGAAGCCGGGACAAUGAGUGGGUCGCAGAAUAAUGAUGGGAAAAGGCAGUAUCUGAUGGAGAGAUUGCUGGAUGCAGUAAAACAGUGCCAGAUACGAUUUGGAGGGCGCAAGGAAAUCGCUUCAGAUUCUGAUAGCAGAGUUAUUUGUCUGUGUGCACAGUUUGAAGCUGUGUUGCAGCAUGGCUUGAAAAGGAGCAGAGGAUUAGCACUAACAGCAGCAGCAAUCAAACAGGCAGCAGGAUUUGCAAGUAAAACAGAAACAGAUCCUGUAUUCUGGGUAUAUGUAAAAGAAGUUCUCAGUAAACAUGAACUUCAGCGGUUCUACUCUUUGAAAACCAUCACUACAGAUAUAGGGAGAGGCCGUGCCUGGCUUCGCUGUGCUCUAAAUGAACAUUCUUUGGAGCGAUAUGUACAUAUGCUGCUUGGAGAUUCAAACAGGCUUAGUUUCUUCUAUGAAGACUGGUCGUUUUUAUUGGACGAGGAGCGUUCUAGCAUGAUUCCCACCAUGGCUGCCGGCUUAAAUUCAAUCCUUUUUGCAAUCAACAUUGAUAACAAAGAUUUAAAUGGACAAGCUAAAUGCACUCCUACAGUAUCAGAUCUUCUUAAAGAAUCCACUCAAAAUGUCACAUCUCUGCUGAAAGAGUCAACUCAAGGUGUUAGCAGCCUUCUUCGGGAAAUAACUGCAUCGUCUGCUGUCUCCAUUCUCAUCAAACCAGAGCAGGAUUCAGACCCUCUUCCAGUGCUUUCCAAGAGUGUUAUAUCAGAUGGUAAAAUAAAAAAAGAUCGUAAAAAGAAGAAGAAAGUGUCAAAGAUCAUCUCAUUUGAUGAUGAUGAUGAUGAUGGAGAAAAUUUGGGUUAUGCUUCAAAUAAGCCUUUGAGUAGCAUGGAGAGUUCAGAGGAAAACUCUGACAGAUCCAUUGCAGCAUUACCUCACUUUGAAGAUCAAUUUGAAUUGAACUUGCAUACGAAUGAAAGCCCUCUUGCCUCCUGGAAAAGCGAGUCUCCCUGUGUUAAUGGAAAUUUUGCCUAUCAAAAGAUAGAUGUGAAAAGCAUUGAUGAUGAAGACUUAGAUGACUGCGACUCAUAUGAACCAGAAAUUGCCAACAAAGGCGCAAAAGCUGAGAACUCUUCUUCUGAUAUGGUUUCUAUAGGAAGUAUGGAUAAUCCUCAAGUCUCUUGCUGGGCCCCACUGCAGGUUCUUCAUGAUUCUGAUGUUUUAUUUCCAGUCAACACCAAUGAUUCCUGCUCUCAUUCUGAUGACAAUUUGGAUAACCCGCCUUACAGAGAGGAAAAUGAGAAUGCCACCAUUGCUGUAGAACUCGCUCAGAGAGGAUUGGAUAUUCAGCUCAGUAUGGAAGCCAGCCCUCCUGUCCCUGCCAAUGCACUGAACAAUGACCUGCCUUCAGUGUCUGGUCCAGAAUCAAUGACCAUUAAUGAACUUCGGCAAGUUGUCGUACUUAUGAUGAAUAGAAAGGAUGAGCUGGAAGAGCAGAAUACAUCACUGAGAAACCUGCUUGAUGCAGAAAUGGAACAUUCUUCAGCACUCCGACUGGAAAUUGACAACCUGAAGAGAAAAGUGUCGGAGCAGGAGGAGAGGCAUACAGCGAAGAUCCAGGCAUUGGCAAGAGAAAAUGAGGUAUUGAAAGUCCAGUUGAAGAAGUAUGUUGGUGCUGUUCAGAUGCUGAAAAGGGAAGGCCAUGCUGAAGUUCCAACCCUAAGGAAUAUUGAUGGGGAAAACCUACCAGAAGUAAAGUCUGUGGUAGACAAUGAAGAACUUGCAAACUCUUAUGAACGAAAGCUCAUUGAGGUGGCUGAAAUGCACGGAGAGCUCAUAGAAUUUAAUGAGAGGCUUCAUCGAACACUAAUGGCAAAAGAAGUGCUUGUGUCACAAAUGAGACAAGAAUUGAUUGAUCUAAGAGGACCUGUCCCUGGAGACUUGAGUCAGACGUCUGAAGACCAGAGUUUGUCAGAUUUUGAAACAUCGCACCGUGCCCUUAUAAAUGUAUGGAUACCCUCAGUUUUUCUCCGGGGUAAAUCUGCCAAUGCCUUUCAUGUUUAUCAGGUAUAUAUAAGGAUUAAGGAUGAUGAAUGGAAUGUUUACCGGAGAUACGCCGAAUUUCGGAGUUUACACCACAAAUUGCAAAGCAAGUAUCCGCAAGUCAGAACGUUUCAUUUUCCACCGAAAAAAGCUAUCGGGAACAAGGAUGCAAAGUUUGUAGAGGAACGACGGAAGCAAUUGCAGAAUUAUUUAAGAAAUGUAAUGAACAAAAUCAUUCAAACUGUGCCAGAGUUUGUUGCCAAACCUAACAAAGAAGGAUUGACGCACCUUAUGCCAUUUUUUAGUGACAUACAGGGCGGUGCAGAACAAACCAGCAAAGGCAGUCGAUCAAAAGUGGCUUCACGUUUUCCAAAAUUAUCACGCAGUCACCAAAGAGAGUCCCGGAAUCUGGAGCCUCAGAGUGGAGACCUUUGACCUCUGCGUUUCUCCAACCCAGUAAUUGCAUCAGUUGGGGGAUGAGAAGAACCAUGUUGAAUAUAAUGAUGCCAAGGGAACAUCAGCUCUAAAACAAAAUAUGGGUAUUAUAUUUAUAAAAUCAACACCCCCUUUUUUAUGAAAUAUCUUGGUUUGCCCUUGAAAUGUAUAUAAUCAUGAGCAACCAGUGCUAAAAUAUAAUGAGCAGGCCAGUGCUAAAAUAUGAGACUUUUUUUUUUUUGAAAGAGCCUGUUGUAAAAAAUAUAGAAUAGUAUAACAUGCAGAUGGAGCAGACUUUACGCUGCAUUUAUUGUACUAUUAGCAUUGCCACAUAUGGAAAAGUCAAACUGGCAAUGCCAAACUGUUAGUUUUGCACCUAUACAGUAACUUAUAGCAGCUUCUGCCAGAUUCCUGCAGGCUGACAUGCUAAACAUGCACAUUGACUUUAUUUGAAUGAAAACUAUAAUUUAUUUAAAAUGCAAAGCAUAAUUAUUUUGAAACAUGCAUUAAGGCAGCCAGGUUUGCUAUAUUCAUGAUUAUAUCAGCUUGCUUAAGUUUUGCAUAUGAGUUUACUAAUUGGGAUGCACAACUGGAUUUAGAGAACUUAAAACCUUAUGUGACAAAGGGAGGUGGGGACCCCAAAGUACAAGACUAGGGAGGGAGACCAUUCAGCAUUGUAAUGCUUUAAAUUAGUAGUCAGUGUGGUCAAAGAAAACUAGACAUAAAAAAGGAAACUUGACCAUAAAUGGUCUUUGUAUUGGUCAAAUGAUUUAAAUAGUUUUAGGGGCAGAUUUACCUAGAGUCGAAUAUCGAGGGUUAAUUAACCCUCGAUAUUCGACCGUCGAAGUAAAAUCCUUGGACUUUGAAUAUC
This is a messenger RNA of Xenopus laevis (African clawed frog), 3706 nucleotides long. RefSeq names its product sorting nexin 29 L homeolog (gene snx29.L). Lineage: Eukaryota; Metazoa; Chordata; Amphibia; Anura; Pipidae. Gene Ontology annotation, molecular function: phosphatidylinositol binding. The coding region runs from base 208 to 2835 and encodes 875 amino acids. The record is from RefSeq and is a predicted model, not a curated record. The transcript has 21 exons.